AUGGGGAACGGCACAUCCGUAGCUGGUGGGGAAACAGCAAUUAAUGCACAAGAUACCUGCAUGUGGUACAGAACGUUCAUGAUGGAAUACCCAUCUGGCCUGCAAACGCUGCAUGAAUUUAAGGCACUUUUGGGUCUGCAAGGUCUGAAUCAAAAGGCUAAUCAACACGUGGAUCGAGUGUAUAAUACCUUUGACAUGAACAAGGAUGGAUUUAUUGAUGUCAAAGAGUUUAUUGCUGCUGUAAAUCUAUUUGUACGAGGAAAAGUGGAACAAAAAUUGAGAUGGUAUUUUAAGCUGUAUGAUGCUGAUGGAAAUGGUUCUAUUGACAGAAAGGAGCUACUGAAUAUCUUCCUAGCUGUUCAAGCCCUCAAUGGCCAGCAAACUCUGCAUCCAGAGGACUUAGUCAAUGUGGUGCUCCGUAAGACUGAUGUGGACAACGAUGGACAAUUGACUUUAGAAGAGUUCGUCAGUGGCAUGGAAAAAGAUGAGGAUCUCCUACAGAUGGUCUCCAAGAGCUUUGACCUCUCCAAUGUGCUGAACAUUAUCUGCAAUGGGAGGCAGCCUGAUUCGGAGACCGAACACACCAAGCAUCCCGACCAAGCUGCCCCGCGCAGGUGAAAACGGAGUCGCUGUGUGCAGCCC
Jaculus jaculus (lesser Egyptian jerboa) is the source of this 642-nucleotide messenger RNA. RefSeq names its product guanylate cyclase activator 1C (gene Guca1c). Gene Ontology annotation, molecular function: calcium sensitive guanylate cyclase activator activity; calcium ion binding. The record is from RefSeq and is a predicted model, not a curated record. The transcript is spliced from 4 exons. NCBI's taxonomy places the organism in Eukaryota, Metazoa, Chordata, Mammalia, Rodentia, Dipodidae. Bases 1 to 618 code for a protein of 205 amino acids.